Messenger RNA from Zea mays, 1607 nucleotides. Its product is annotated as kelch motif family protein. The record is from RefSeq and is marked validated. Lineage: Eukaryota; Viridiplantae; Streptophyta; Magnoliopsida; Poales; Poaceae. Gene Ontology annotation, molecular function: protein binding.
AUCGCUGCGUCCACCUUCUGUAGUCCAGUUGUAGCCGCUUGCCGAUGGCGCGGCCGGCGGCGAAGGCGCGGGUGCCGAAGCACUUGGUGGCGCUCGCCGUCGUCGCCAUCCUCGGCCUCGUACUCGUCGCUGACUACCUCUGGGCUUCGUCCUCCGCGUCGUCCUCGGCCGUCUGGUCCUCCAGGCUUAAUCUCCACACCGGACCCGCCGGUUCGACGCCGCCCGUCGCGAAGAAGAUUAAGGAGGACAAGAAAUCUGUAGGUUCGACUGGCAUAAAUGCAACUUUUGCGGACUUGCCAGCUCCAGAACUGAAAUGGGAGGAGAUGGCUGAAGCACCUGUGGCCCGUUUGGAUGGCGCUGCUAUACAGAUUAAGAAUCUCUUAUAUGUAUUUGCUGGGUAUGGCACCAUUAACCAUGUGCAUUCUCAUGUUGAUAUAUACAAUUUCUCGGAUAAUACAUGGGGUGGAAGAUUUGACAUGCCCGAAGACAUGGCACAUUCACAUUUGGGGAUGGUUACUGAUGGAAGAUUCAUCUAUGUGGUAACUGGACAGUAUGGUCCACAAUGUAGGGGACCAACAACUCGAAAUUUUGUAUUGGACACAGAAACAAAAGAAUGGCGUGGCAUGCCACCAUUGCCAGUUCCUAGAUAUGCUCCAGCAACACAACUUUGGAGAGGCAGACUUCAUGUGAUGGGUGGCAGCAAGGAGGAUAGGCAUGAACCUGCGCUUGAACACUGGAGUCUCGCGGUAAAGGAUGGGAAAGCAUUGGAGAAAGAGUGGAGGAGCGAGAAACCAAUACCGCGUGGAGGUCCUCAUAGGGCUUGUGUAGUUGCAAAUGAUAAACUCCUUGUUAUUGGUGGUCAAGAAGGUGAUUUCAUGGCCAAGCCUGGGUCUCCUAUAUUUAAAUGUGUUAGAAGAAGUGAGGUUGUGUAUAGUAAUGUUUAUAUGCUUGAUGAUGGAACGACUUGGAAGGAACUUCCACCUAUGCCAAAACCAGAUUCACAUAUAGAAUUUGCUUGGGUGAAUGUCAACAAUUCUCUUGUUAUUGCUGGAGGAACGACAGAUAAGCACCCAAUAACUAAAAAGAUGGUGUUGGUUGGUGAAGUAUUUCGGUUCAAUCUGGGUACGCUGGAAUGGAGUGUGAUUGGGCGGUUACCUUUCCGAAUCAAGACCACAUUGGUAGGAUACUGGGAUGGCUGGCUGUAUUUCACUUCUGGGCAACGAGACAAAGGACCAAAAGACCCGUCUCCUAAAAAGGUUGUUGGGUGCAUGUGGAGAACUAAAUUGCACUUGUGAUUUCCUUUAAAAGAACUAAGCCGUUCUUUGGUUUUAUGGUUUACAAAACUGUUUCAAUCCCCUCAUGGGCGAGUUCUUUCUUGGUUAUAUAUCGUAGGUGAAAUGGGUGGCGUUGGGGACUGUCUGCCAUUGCCACCGGUGUGUUGUAUGUUUAUUCUUUUAGUUAGGAUCACCAACUUUUGCACCAUUUUGUACAGAGAGAAUCGAUCUGUCCAGGUGCUGUCGCAAUCUUGUAAGUUGUAGCGUGUACCUUUUUUUUUAUUGAGCUCUUACACUCAUCUUCUAAAAUUAAUCACAACUUCAACUUGAGCC